AUGCGCCAAAUAUCCUACUCAUCGCUAAUCAUCGCCAUUCAUCUCACAGAUGAGGAUCUCCUCACGCGCCGUCGUCUGGGCAAGACUAAUCUGUCAGUUAAGCCGUCCCAAAUCGGCACCUCAAAUGCGACCAAGCGUGAGAACCUCGGUGUGUUUGAGUACGCGCACCUACGUGCCCCAUUGCCCAAGGACCUGAAGGGCUCAGAGAUUUUCCCUUCGCACACCCUAGCUCAACAGCCCGAAACCUACUUUUUGAUGCGACGCAGCAAGGAUGGCUUCGUUAGCGCUACUGGAAUGUUCAAGAUCGCAUUCCCUUGGGCGAAGGCCGAGGAAGAGAGAACUGAGCGUGAAUACUUGAAGGCGCGCGAGCACACCAGCGAGGAGGAAGUGGCUGGCAACGUGUGGAUUUCUCCUGGAUUUGCUCUUGAACUUUCCAAGGAAUACAAAAUGUACGAAUGGGUGCGAGCUUUGCUGGACCCAAGCGACAUUGCCCAAAGCCCGUCCAGCGCGAAGAAGCAGAUUACUCCCCCUCCCAAAUUUGAAAUCCCCGAAGACGAGCCGCCUGUCGGACACCGCCACCGCAGAGGUCGCUCUGCUUCCCCGAGCAAGUCGUCUCCCCGCAAGUCUCGCACCACUCGCAUCACCAAGGAUGUCACCAGCACCCCAUCCACAAAUGCCGCCAAUGCCAGCUUGCAGUCCACCUUGGAUAUCUCGGUCUCAACUGCUACUCUGGAUGCCGGCACAAUCCCCGAGCUGGAAGCCGAUACCCUGUCUGAACUGAAGUCUGCUGGGUCGCCGUCUAAGAAACCUCGAGCCCGGAAGACCACUCGGGCUACCACUGCGGAGCCUGAAGAAGAGACCAAGGAAGAAGCGAAGGAAGAAAAGACGGAGAAGAAAAAAGUGGAGAAAAAGACAGAGAAGAAAGAAAAGAAGAAGGAAGAACCCCAGGCAGAGCCGGAAGUUGAAGUUGCAGUAGCCACCGAAACCGCUGCCGAGGAUACUCACACCACUGAGGCUGUUCAGCCCACCAUUUCUCUUGAUCUGCCUAUCAGCCUUCCUGAAGUCCCAUCUGCAGCUGAGACCCAGGAAAUGAUUGCCAAGGCCAAGAGCAUGGUUGAAGACGCCAUCAAGGCGCAGGCCGAUGGCACUCCUGUUAAGUCAGCUGUGACGGUGACAAAGAAGCGCAAGCCCGAGGAUGAUGAGGAGGAGGAAACCUCGGCUGAAGCCCGUCAGCGGGCUAAGAAAGCCAGAGUGCUCGAGAACAAGCUCAAGCAAGAGCGUGUGCGCAACCGCUCCAUCUUUGGAGUCUCAGUUGCAUUUGCCCUUGCUGCCUCGAUUCCCUACUUCUUUUGA
This is a messenger RNA of Penicillium salamii, 1353 nucleotides long. The record is from the annotation of a GenBank genome assembly. Lineage: Eukaryota; Fungi; Ascomycota; Eurotiomycetes; Eurotiales; Aspergillaceae.